This is a messenger RNA of Mytilus trossulus (common blue mussel), 3482 nucleotides long. Its product is annotated as serine/threonine-protein kinase 3-like. Gene Ontology annotation, biological process: intracellular signal transduction; protein phosphorylation; regulation of MAPK cascade. The record is from RefSeq and is a predicted model, not a curated record. Bases 122 to 1567 code for a protein of 481 amino acids. Gene Ontology annotation, molecular function: ATP binding; protein serine/threonine kinase activity. Gene Ontology annotation, cellular component: cytoplasm. Lineage: Eukaryota; Metazoa; Mollusca; Bivalvia; Mytilida; Mytilidae. The transcript is spliced from 13 exons.
AACACGAAUGACUUUCCUGAUUUACUUCCGGACAAGACGAAAACAUCAGAACUUUCAUUGUUUUCACUUAUAAACUUUUUUCCAUGAAUCCAGACGGAUAGUAGACCAUUUAUUCUUCAAAAUGAGUAAUCAAAGUGAGCUGACCAAACUAAGUGAUGAAAGUCUAGCCAAGCCACCUGAUGAAGUAUUUGAUAUUAUUUGUAAAAUAGGAAGAGGGUCCUAUGGCAGUGUAUAUAAAGCCCUCCAUAAAGAAUCAGGUCAGGUUCUGGCCAUCAAACAGGUACCAGUGGAUACUGAUCUACAGGAAAUCAUUAAAGAAAUAUCCAUCAUGCAACAGUGUGAUAGUCCAUACAUAGUUAAAUAUUAUGGAAGUUACUUCAAAAACACAGACUUAUGGAUCGUAAUGGAAUAUUGUGGAGCAGGAUCUGUAUCAGAUAUAAUGAGAUUACGCAAUAAAACUUUAACAGAAGAAGAGAUAGCUACGCUGAUGUUGGACACAUUACAUGGUUUAAACUAUCUGCAUUCCAGACGAAAAAUUCACCGAGAUAUAAAAGCGGGAAAUAUAUUGCUCAACACUGUGGGGCAUGCCAAGUUGGCAGACUUUGGUGUGGCAGGUCAAUUAACAGAUACAAUGGCCAAAAGAAAUACUGUGAUAGGGACUCCAUAUUGGAUGGCCCCAGAGGUUAUACAGGAGAUAGGAUAUGACUGUGUGGCAGAUAUAUGGAGUUUAGGUAUAACAGCAUUAGAAAUGGCAGAAGGGAAACCCCCAUAUGGAGAUAUACAUCCUAUGAGAGCUAUAUUUAUGAUACCCACCAAGCCACCACCGUCUUUCAGGAACCCAGACAAAUGGUCAACAGAAUUUAUAGAUUUUGUCUCUAAAUGCCUCGUAAAGAACCCAGAACUCAGAACAACAGCUGAGGAGCUCAUGGAGCAUGAGUUUGUAAAGGCAGCAAAUCCCAGAACAACAUUACAAAAGAUGAUACAAGAAGCUAGAGAAAUACUUGAAAUGCAGGCAGGCAUAACAACAAAUGGAGAUGAUUCGGAGGGAGAAGAUGAAUUAGAGGGUGGAGGUACAAUGGUCAGAGGUGACAAUGAUACAAUGAAGUCACAAGGUUCCAGUACUAAUGGCACAGUAGGGACCUUGGUCGAGUCAGAACUUGGUACCAUGGUGAUAAACGAAGACAGCGAAGACGACGGAACAAUGAAACGUCAUGGUACAGCCACUGCUGGAAAGGAUGAAUAUCGUCCAUCUUAUCUUGACCAUUUUGAGAAGAACGAUAAAGAAAAACAACCUGUAGCUAAACCAACACAACAACCUCAGCAAAUAGCGCCACCAUCAAUGUCGCCGAAAACAGCCACGCCCCCUCAUCACUUCCAACGGUCUUUCAUUGAUGGCGAUUUUGAAUUUUUAAGAAACUUGCAGUAUGAAGAAUUAGAGGCUAGGUUAGCUGACCUUGACCCUGAAAUGGAGAGAGAGAUAGAUGAACUCCGAGCCAGAUAUCAAGCCAAGCGACAGCCAAUUUUAGAGGCUAUAGAUGCUAAGAAAAAUAGACAAAAAUUCAUAUAAACUAAAUUUUGACAGUACGAUUCUGUAUAUAUUAUACAUGUGAUAAAAAAUGGAAGAGUAUUUGAUUUUGAAAUGUAGUAAAAAUCAGCACAGUGCAUUUUUUUAGAAAAAAUCUGUUUAUACCAAUAAGAUUUAUUACAUACAAUGCAUAUAGAUGUUCAAAUAAAGUCGAAUGAAAAGGCCAGAUUAAUAAAAAAAAAUAAUGCAAACCAAAUUAUUUUCGCGAAUGAUUUUUUUCACGACUUUUGCAAGCAGAGAUUGAGAGAAAUAAUGCGAUUAUGAAUCAUCACAAAUAUGUAAAAAAAUUUAUCUUUACUUAUUUAAUACAUCAAGCAAAUUUGAAAAUAGUGAAAUUAAAUAGCUGUAAAAGGGCUAGUAAGGAAUAAAAGCGAAAUAAAGUAUCUGCAAACAAUAAGUUGGUUUACAGUAUAUAUAGAUAUAUACUUUUUACUCAAGAGCAAUAACUCUUGCACUAGUGGAAGAUAAUUCGCAAUUACAUCAUUUUGAAAAACUUAUUUCUUAAAACUGUGUAUACUUAUAAAUGAAAAUACUAAAUAGCAUAUAUGCCUGGGACAAUCACAAAAGUUCAGAGGUUAUCUAUAAAUAUGCAAUCCAUCAGUCUUCCAUAUGAUUGAAUCUUUAAUAUGUAGAUCUCUUACAGUGAGAAAGAAUUGAUAUGAAACAUGUGGUUUCCCUGCAUUUUUAUUUUGUUAAAUUGUGAUUGCUUCUUCUAUAGAUAUAACAAGAUACCUUAAGUAUCUAACCUUUUUUUCUGAAUUUUAUGUUUUGAGUUCUGAAAGUUUUAUGACUGAUAGGCUGCCUGUACGGCUGAGUUCAUUUGUAAAUUUUGUGGUAAGUGUGUUUAGUCAGCACUUGAUUGUACAGCCUAGCAUUGACCUGGGGAAUUUAAGACCUAAUCCAAUUAUUUGGCAAUUUAGCUAGGAAAUGAACCAUUCAAAUUAUAAGGCUUACAGUCUGCACUGUUAGCCACUAGUCCGAUGCCCCAGACUAGUAAAAUUUCUUUUGGAGUAGUGAGUUUUUUGCAAAACAAUGUUUGGACAAAUAAGAAAAAUGUCUUAAUAUUGGUCUUCAGACUAGUAGUUGAAAGAGUUUUUGGUGCAGACUGGUGUAUGUCAGUUACUCACCAGAAUAGGCUUACCCUUGGUCUAAUGCCUUGUACCAAUAUAAAAAUGACUGCCAUAAGAAUUACUUUAUAACUGACCGUGCAAGGGCUAUAUAGCCAUUCAAUGUCGUUAACAACUCCAAUCAUCAUAAAUUAUAAGUUUUUAACCCCAUAAUAAAUGAACAAUGUGAAGUAUGUCUCUUUUAUCAACAAUAAUUGAAGAAAAUGAAGGGAAUAAAUCAUUCAUGUGAUAUUGUCCAGGUAAGGUUAAGAAACUUUCAUGGUGUGUAAAAGAUAUUGCUGCUGUCUUUAAUAAAAAUUUACCAAGCAAAAGGCAAUAAUCUGAUAUAUUUUGCAAAUAAGUGUUUUGAAUUAGCAAUACAUUGUUAAAUUAUUUAACUACUAUUCAAAUCUUUUGUAUUUAAGAUUUUUUUUCUAUGUACUUCCAUUUCAACCAUUAUUUUUCUUUUCUAAAAUCUGUGUUUUCUCUUGCUAUUUUGCAGGGACAUUUUGAUUUUGAAAAAUAGGUGUUUAAAAGUUUGUCUAGUCAAAUUAUUGUCAUGGCAACAUAAUUUGUUGUUAAGAUAUCAUGUUUUAAAGCUGUCAUUUGAAAAAUUUGCAUUUAUUGUAUAAUAAAAUGCUGAGCAUUUAAAGAUUUAUAAUUGUGGAUUUAAAUAAAUAUAUGUUCUGUUAUGUGUUUUUCUAUGUAAACAGGAUGUUAGUUGUGUGGUUUUCAGACAUUUGUAGUUUAAUUAGAAAAUAUAUGUCUUGUGUCUAGUCAAAGCAUAAUAC